Molecule: messenger RNA, 957 nt
Organism: Mesocricetus auratus (golden hamster)
Lineage: Eukaryota; Metazoa; Chordata; Mammalia; Rodentia; Cricetidae
Product: olfactory receptor 8B3-like
Exons: 1
Coding region: 25-957 (310 amino acids)
Biological process (GO): sensory perception of smell; G protein-coupled receptor signaling pathway
Cellular component (GO): membrane
Molecular function (GO): olfactory receptor activity; odorant binding; G protein-coupled receptor activity
Source: RefSeq, a predicted model, not a curated record
CUCUCCAGAUUUUCUUGGAGAACAAUGGAUGUGACAAAUGCUUCUUUGGUGAUUGAAUUCAUUCUCUUGGGUAUAACAGAAGAGCCUAGCCUCCAAGUACCCCUCUUUUUACUCUUUCUAGUAAUAUAUCUGGUGACUACACUAGGAAAUUUGACUUUGAUCACUCUAAUUGUGCUCAAUUCUAAUCUUCACACACCCAUGUACUUUUUCCUCCUUAACUUGUCCCUCAUAGAUCUCUGUUAUUCUUCAGUGAUUACACCCAAAAUGCUGAUGAACUUCUUACUGAAGAAGAAUGUUAUCUCCUACAUGGGGUGCAUGACCCAACUCUACUUUUUUUGCUUUUUUGGCAUUUCUGAAUGUUACAUGCUGACAGCAAUGGCCUAUGAUCGUUAUGUGGCUAUCUGUAAUCCACUCUUGUAUAACAUUGCCAUGUCCCCUAAGGUGUGUUUUUAUCUCAUGCUUGGUUCAUAUUUGAUGGGACUUUCUGGUGCCAUGAUCCACACUGGUUGCAUGCUUCGACUGACCUUCUGUGAUGGAAAUAUCAUCAACCACUAUUUUUGUGAUCUCCUCCCUUUGCUACAGCUCUCCUGCACCAGCACCUAUGUCAAUGAGAUGGAGCUGUUCAUUGUAGUAGGAAAGGACAUUAUUGUUCCUUCCUCCAUCAUUCUUACUUCCUAUGGCUUCAUUCUUUGCACCAUAUUCCAGGUGAGGUCAACUGAAAAUAAAUACAAAGCCUUCAGUACCUGCAGUUCUCAUUUAUUUGCUGUUUCUCUGUUUUUUGGAUCAAGCACCUUUAUGUAUCUUCAGCCCUCCUCAGCUGGGUCUAUGGAUGAGGGGAAAAUUUCUUCCAUCUUUUAUACUAUUGUGGUUCCCAUGAUGAAUCCCUUAAUCUACAGCUUGAGGAACAAAGAUGUUCAAGUUGCAGUGAGACGAACCCUAAGUAGGAGAACAUAUUGA